This is a messenger RNA of Prorocentrum cordatum, 423 nucleotides long. The record is from the annotation of a GenBank genome assembly. NCBI's taxonomy places the organism in Eukaryota, Dinophyceae, Prorocentrales, Prorocentraceae.
AUGGCCGCAGAGGCGCGCCCUCUGGCCCGGGCCGCGGCGCUCUCCGCCGGCUGCGCAUUGUUUGUCUGCGUCGUCGGGGCCGUGGUCGGGCGCCGUGGCCGGCCCGGCGCGGCGCGGCGCGCCGGCCCGAUCGUGCUGGACACGUCGCUCAAUCUCAACUGCUCUGGGCCAGGUGAGACGUGUGCUCUCACGGGCUGCUGCAGCCGCGUCGGCGAAUCGUGCUUCAUGACGAGGCCGGGCCUUAUCGAGGACGGAACGGUCGUCGAGAAGUGGGAGGCGAUGUGCAUGCCAAAGUGCGUGCCUGGAAAAGGGGGGCCUGAGCUCUGCGUCAAGCUGAGUUGGCCCAGCCAGCUCGGCGCGGCGAAUCUGAAGCUGCAGACGAAGAGAUCGAAGCUCGGAGACUCGAUGUACUGCUUCUCCGCG